Molecule: messenger RNA, 945 nt
Organism: Rotaria sp. Silwood1
Lineage: Eukaryota; Metazoa; Rotifera; Eurotatoria; Philodinida; Philodinidae
Source: the annotation of a GenBank genome assembly
AUGGAAGAAGCAUUCACGGCUGGUAAAGCUCAUAUUAUGUUGGACGAUUAUCAUAUUGAUUUUAAGCACAAACUUCAAAUCUUAAACAACGAUCUUAAAAGACAACGACCUAUCAAACGAAUGGAAUACAAUGGUUAUGAAAAGCGUGUGCGAUCGGAAAGAUUUUUACCAAAUCCUAUUGCCCCGCGACGUCCCUAUGGUGGUGUGUAUGGCUUUAUUUCACCUUUUGUAAAAGAAGUAGCAAAAGAUCUAAACCUAAAAAAAAAUCAACUGCCUUCGAAAAAUCCGGACAUCGUUUCGACGAUUGUAGAAAAAGCUGCAUUGGGUAUUAUUGAAGCAGGCAAAGAGGCUGGAAAGCAAAUUGAAGCUGAACGUAUAGCUAAGAUGUUAAGAGAAAAAAAAGAAGUAGCAGAAAUGAAGGAAGUAUGGAUAUGCUGUGCUCAUCUCUAUACGAUGGACACAUUCUUAUUCAAAAAAAUAAAUGAGGCUAUGCGACUGAUAGGAAGUGAAGAGCAUGAAGAAAUCUGGCGAAGUAAAGUACACACAUUGGGUCCAUUUUGUCUUCUUCUGUGGGAUAAUCCAUUCAACAGUAAAUCAGCCAAGCCAGGAACAAUACUUUAUCGUGGAACUCAACUGUCUGAUGAUUUGAUUGCCUCGUUCGAGGAUGAUUGUUCGAAGAAUCCAAAACCACCGCAUUCAUUCCAAGCGUUCACUUCAUGUACUCGAGAUCGCAAUGUAGCAGAGAUGUUCGGAAAUACCUUACUUAUUAUGAAAGUCAGCCUUGCUUUUACUGUUGAUCUUAAAACAUAUUCAAAGUUUCCUGAUGAAGAAGAAGAGCUAUUAUUUCCUGGUGUUUGCUUCACCAUCGAUCAAGUGAAUAUUGACAAAGACAAACAUUUGAUCUACUUAACUCUUCAGCAAAGGCACAACAGUAAGUCAGCAUAG